Brachypodium distachyon (stiff brome) is the source of this 1544-nucleotide messenger RNA. RefSeq names its product coiled-coil domain-containing protein 130. The transcript has 7 exons. Lineage: Eukaryota; Viridiplantae; Streptophyta; Magnoliopsida; Poales; Poaceae. Bases 331 to 1263 code for a protein of 310 amino acids. The record is from RefSeq and is a predicted model, not a curated record. Gene Ontology annotation, biological process: mRNA splicing, via spliceosome. Gene Ontology annotation, cellular component: post-mRNA release spliceosomal complex; U2-type spliceosomal complex.
UAUGAUCAUCCAGUUCGGAUCGUAACGGAGUCGGUUCUGGACUGCUCUGGUGGCGUCCGCCAACAGCACAGAAGUCAAGAGACGUCCAGGUCCAGGACCAGGCUCCAGCGCGUCAAAUAUUGUUUCUGGUGUACAAAAGAAAAAGAAAAUAAUCGUCGUUUCUCUCGCCACCGCCCUCCACCCCGUCGCUCGCCGCCGCCGCACGAAACCUCCCCAUCGCCGCCGCUUUCCCGAAGGCUUCGCAUCUGUGCGGCAACCAGCUUCUCGUCGCCUCGCGGCCUCGCUGAUAUCCUCCUCGUCCUCGUCCUUCUCCUCCACGCAGGAGACAACAUGUCGACGCUUGCCGCGGCAAGAGCUGAUAACUUCUAUUACCCGCCCGAAUGGAGCCCAAAGAAGGGUGGGCUGAAUAAGUUCCAUGGGCAACAUGCCCUCAGGGAGCGGGCGAGGAAGCUGGACCAGGGCAUCCUGGUUAUAAGAUUUGAGAUGCCUUUCAAUGUUUGGUGUGGUGGAUGCAAUUCCAUGAUAGGGAAGGGAGUAAGGUUUAAUGCUGAAAAGAAACAAGUUGGAAAUUAUUACUCUACCAAGAUAUGGAGCUUCACUAUGAAAUCACCAUGUUGCCAGCAUGAAAUAGUCAUCCAUACGGACCCAAAGAAUACAGAAUAUGUUAUAAUCAGUGGGGCUCAGCGGAAGACCGAAGAUUUUGAUGUUGAAGAUGCAGAGACGCUGCUGCUGCCCGCAGAUGAAGAAAGAGACAAGCUUGCAGAUCCUAUGUAUAAGCUUGAACACCAGGAAGAGGAUAUUCGGAAGAAGAAAGAAGAGGAACCAGUUCUAGUUCGGCUUCAACGACUUUCUGAUAGCCGACAUUCUGAUGAUUAUGCUCUAAACAGAGCCCUCCGCGACCGCCUUAGGAGCCAAAAGAAGAGAGUAGCUGAAGAGAAAAAAUCAGCAAGGAAGAUGGGACUUGGAGUACGGCUUUUGCCACCCUCUGCAGAAGAUGCUGCUGCCGCAGCUUCUGUGAAGUUUGCCUCAAAAUUUGAGAAGAGCAGAAAGGACAAAAGAGCAGCAAUUAAGGCAUCCUCCAUCUUCCCGGAGUCACCAAGCUCAGCUUCGAAGGACAAACUAGACCUUGCACUGAAGAAGCGGAAUAUAAAAGCUGGUGCGGCCUCUAUGCUGAUGGCAGGCAGGGUGAAGCCGUCCUCGUUGCAGAGCGUCGGUUCGAGAAGUGCAAGCACUCACGUGCGGGUUCUUGCGAGACGCAAGUAGGCAGGGCAUGUCGUGCGUGUUGCAAUGGAAAAGCUUGUCAAGUGGUAAAACCAGUUUUUCUCAUGUAGUAGUUCCAUUGCUCUCUCCGUGAAGGCUUGUAACUGCGUGUCGUCUUGUGACACUUUGUACUAGAAUGAUUUACUCUGUUCUGUAUGUACAUGAAGAUGGCUGUGUCGUGUGAUUUCUGUAUCAUAAUUCAUAUUCAGCUUCUGUGCCUUGUAAUCGAUAACAAAUUCUCAGCUUUGCUGCUCGUAUUUUUAAUAUAAUUGAAUGGAAUAUAA